UCAACGCCUGUAUAAUUGUACCUAACUGUUAUUCCCUAUUCAUGUCAUGGAGUGGAAUGGUAUUGCUAAUAGCUGAAGUAACUUAGAACAAAUUUUCAUUUUAGAAGACGAAUCACUUAGAGAGACCCUGUUCUGCUUCCAGUGACUCGAAACAUGUCACGCCGCCUCUGACAGUUGCAACAACAACAUCUUUGACAUUCCAUCGCGAGCUUCGUUUAUCACAUAUAAUUGUGCUUUUUGCUGCACUUGGGCAUUGUCUUGGCUUUGGAACGUACCAUAUCAUAGUACAUGAUCUUGGAUUAUGGUAUGGAUAUGUGACUGUUUGCUUGACGUAUCCAGUAGACCAUAUUAAAACAACAUGCAUAAGCUUGCAGACGACAGUUUGUGAGCAUAUCAAACUCUUUGAAGGUGAUAGCUGAUGUAGACAGUUGUCUAAACCAAUCAACCAUGUCCUGGCGGGAGCCGAUCUUGCCUAUAGCCGAUGUAGUUCUCCGUGUGCCACCACUGUUUGUUAUGGACUCUGUGCUGAAUGGAUCCUUCUUCACAUUACCCAUUAUAACAACAAGCAUCCCUUUGCUGACUAUAGCUGUGUCUGUAUCUUUUAUAGCAGCUUUGGCGCUAUUUUGUCUGAGUGCGAAACAACUUCUAGAUGUUUACAACUAUUUGGUGUCUACAGCUAUUCUCUGUGUUUCUGCUUGGUGGAAUCUGCAGUAUUUGGUAGAGAGCAAAGCAUCUUUGGCUGACCAACCAGAGGCAACGGGUGCCUGGUACCUGAUAAACAAAAUGACUGUUAUUAGUGCCUCACAUAGUGAGAAUGGAAAUCAACAACGAGGCAACUUUGGCAUGAAUUUUGCAAUACAACUGAGCUUGGCACUUAUAUUUGUUCUUCUGCGAUCACAAGGCCCACUUUUCAGAAUGAUGCGAAACAGUCCUAUGGGAGUUUCUAUGUUCCAAGGUAGUGUGUAUAUAUCACUGACAUUGCCCAUCAUCUGUGGAGCAGAAGUAGGAUUAUCUUGGCAGUUGCCUCUUCUGGCUGUGGGCUUACCAACAGUGUACAUGCUAGUGGAGCUGUUUCUGUACUAUCCUUACAUUGUGAGAAGCCUCUCAGAUGGCUAUAGUCUGGGAUCACAAGCUAUCCGCACCUAUGGUAUUCAGGUCUUCAUAGAAGGACAAUGGAUUCGUCUUCACAUUCCAGUUGUGCUGCAGACAUUUUGGUUGACAAGAUGUGCCUGCCAUGUAGUGUUUUAUGCCUGGGUGGAAAUGUAUGAGACAUACCUAGAAAGUGGUGAAAUUGACUAUUUCAAUGCAGAUUUGUGGACUGUGGUAGGAAAACAGUCCCUUAUCCGUGGAUGUGAAACCAUCAUUGCUGUGCUGGGACUAACCAGUCUUGUUUCUUACAUAGCUCAUUACAUUGGAAUAUUCAUGGCUUUCUGCAUUUGUUCCAACAAUGAAGAAGACAAGAACAUGGGAACAGUGUCUGCCAUUUUAUUCUUCAUUCUAGCCCUACAAACUGGCUUGACAAGCCUGGAACCCGAGAAACGUCUGGUCCGACUUUACCGUAAUUUCUGUCUUCUGUUUACAGCCUUGUUGCACUUUGUUCACAGCAUGGUCAAUCCAUUACUGCUGUCUUUGAGUGCUUCAAGAAAUCAGUCAGUCAGUCGCCAUGUUCGAGUAUUGACUAUGUGCUUAUUUUUGGUAAUUUUCCCUGCCUGGCUGCUGUUUUAUCUAUGGUCAGACAAUUCUGUCAGCACAUGGCUGUUAGCAGUAACAGCUUUUAGUGUAGAGGUCAUCAUUAAAGUCGCAUUUUCUCUCAUGGUGUAUUUGCUCUUCCUGAUUGAUGCUUACCGAGAUGGAUUCUGGGAGAAACUUGAUGAUUAUGUGUACUAUGUCAAAUCUGCAGGCAGUACUAUUGAAUUUCUGUUUGGCAUUUUCCUCUUUUGUAAUGGCGGCUGGAUUAUGAUUUUUGAGUCCGGUGGAACAAUCCGUGCCAUAAUGAUGUGUAUUCAUGCAUAUUUUAACAUAUGGUUACAAGCAAAAAAAGGCUGGCAGAUAUUUAUAAAGCGUCGAACUGCCGUUCAAAAAAUUAACUCUUUGCCAGAGGCCAGUAGAGAGCAACUGGAGGAGGUAAAUGAUAUAUGUGCUAUUUGCUAUUCAGAACUGAACUCUGCACGAAUUACGCGCUGCCGUCAUUUUUUCCAUGGAGUGUGCCUGCGGAAAUGGCUGUAUGUCCAAGAUCGCUGUCCUCUUUGUCACGAACUGAUCUAUGCCCCAGAGCAGAAUGAGCUGGACUCGCCUUCUAGUCCAGAUGGGUCCAGGGCUGGGAGUGAGGGUGGGGAACAGAGACUCCCUGCAGGAAGGAGAGACGAGAAUAAUACUCCAGCUGAGAGUGAGCAGAGGGAGACAGAGGAAGAGGAGGAGGAGGAGACGAGCUGGGAGGACUUUGAGCUGGAGGAAGAGGUGGUCAUAGCUCAAGCAGAGCUCAUACUGGCUCAACACUUCUCAGACCAUAUGCAAUCCUCUGGAGCUGAUGAGGAAUGUGUGAGAACAGAUACACCUGUGAUAUUGGGUCAUUCUAGCCAUACAGACUCAACCCCCCCAAGCUCCAGUCUAGAGUAUGUUCAGGGUAUGGCUAGUUCCCCAGGCACAGGUAACACAGCUAGUUCACAUCUUAACACACAGACAGAAAGGAGCAAUGAUCAUUUGAAAACAGACAUAAAUACUCAAUAUAACACAGAUGGCAGUAUCAGCUAAGGCUGGUGGUUACCACCAGAUAGAUGGAGGAGAAAACUUAAAUGUGUUGUAUAAUUGGUGCUUGUUGAUUAGUUCUCCAGUCUAAGCCCUCUUGCCACAGUGAUAAUUCAUGUUAGCAUGUCUAGCAGCUGUGAUACACGCAUAUCUCGUUGCUAAUGGCUGGCUCGAUUUGGAGCUUAUGGAAUUGGGAAAAAGUCCUCUGGUAGUUCUUCCUUUCCUGCUUGAUUCCCAAAGCUUUUACUAGCUUUCAGAAGCAGAGUAGACAGAAGGUAUACAUGGUUCUGGAAAAAAAUAACAAAUCCAGUUGGCCUUAGAUCUAAAGUAAGCCCUAUUCCCUGGCCAACAGGUAAUCCCUCUUCCGCUGAAGGAGGCUACUUCCCUUCACAAAACAACCCCAGAUUUGCUCUUAUAACAGGUGCAUUUGGUUGGAUUGGGACAUUCACAUGACAAGUCUGCAUGGCACCAAGUCUGUUGUAUGUUGCAGUUUCAUGUAUGAUGUGUAUGUUCUGCUCACAGUGACAUGCAUGUACAGACUAUGAUUAGGUGUUACAUCACUCUCCUGAUGAUGGCCAAAUAAAAUGCCGAAAUAUUGAGUCACAGUGAAGUCUUUUUUCAGAGUUAUGCUACUUGUGUGUUAGGUGUUACUAUAGAACUUGUAAAACCGUAAGCAACAGGUCAGAAAUUGAGAAUAGUGAGUGGCCACUUAAGUAAGAUAUUUACAUGUGCUUACUAUGUACAUCUGUGCAUGUACCGUACAUAUGUGUAUGCAAUUACUGUGUAUAAUACUAUUUUGUAGCCACACCCAUUGUCAGAUUUAAUGGAAGAUGAGUUUUCAAGGAGCAGUGUACAUCCUUAACUUUGCAAACAUCAAAAUCAUUCCCUACUGUGCUUUUCCAAAAUGCUGUGUGUACUUUCUGUUCACUUGUUAUUGUGGAGCUUUCUGGUGAUUAAAUUCAGGUCUGUUUACAUUUCUGAUUUUCAAGUACAGGUGCGAGAAUGAUAAAUUCUUUCUGUGCUAGAGAUGGCUUGUAAUAAAAGAUCUCUCUCAUGUUAGGUUUUCCUAAUGCAAGGGUUGCUAAUAAGCAUGCAUAUUUUGGUAAUUUACAAGACUUUUCUACAUUCAUGUAUUGCUAGUUGGGUCUCCUUUAUGUAGGUACCCAAUGCAAUUACCUGUUACGUUUCAAAAAUGAAAAUGAUAAAAGAAAGGAGCAAGGAGCCUUAUAAAGCAUAAAUUCCCAUUUUAUUUUAUAUUUAUGUCAAAGAAAAUAUGCUUUGUGUGUUUAAAGUAACAUUAAGACCAGCUAUUUUUAUAUCAAUUAUUGUUAGUAAUAUUGUUACAAAAAAUAAAUUGUUUGGAUAUUUGUGGUUAAAAAAGGACAAACUUCUCUUUAUUCAGUGGCAAGACAAAGAUUAUCAAGCUGUUUUUAGUAACAUAUAACAAAUGGCAAACAAUGAAUAAUUUGCAUUCAUAGAAACAAGAAACAAAUGCAUUUUUUGUUGUUUUGUUGUUUUUUUUUUUGUCAUUACUGGCCCCCCAAAAAACUUUGUGACAUUUUAGUAACAUUUUCUGGAAGGUAAAAAGUAAAUAGUUUUGGCUAUUUGUAGUAAUAUUUAUUUUAUUUGCUGGCGAGAAAAAAAUCUUGGUUGUGGUGCAGCAACAGACCACUUUUGUUGUUGAGAUACCAUUUGAGAUUUCGGCAAGCAGGGUGUUAUAGAUUUUUCUUGUUAAUGUUAGCAUGUUUUCCAAGAGUGACGUCCUUAAUCCCUUCAUAUUUUAUAAAUGUUAAAGUCUUCCAUGUUGUUGACAGUAAAUUAAAAAAAGGUCUUUUUUGUUUCUAUAAAUAGCUGAAUAACUUUUUUUCUUGCUGUUGAAUAGAACAAAUUUUUUUUUGUACCAUGAAUAACCAAAUUGUUUUUUGGUGUGAUGUUACUAAAUAUAAUGGAAGUAAAAAUAGUUAUUCUUUAUGUUACUUUACGUGGAAAAAAUAUUUUCUCUUUUUAAAAAAAGAUGGAAAUGUCCACAAAAAGACUUUGUAAGGAAGUCUGCUUUUUCCUCCUCAGCAUGAAGAUGCUAAGAGGGUAUUCGUGACUUCUACAUGUGCCUUUUUACCUUUUCAAAUUUAUAUUUUGCAUAGUAAUCCAUUGAACAUACAUAAGUUUUUGUAAUCGCUAUAUCUCUGAAGGUAUUGAAAAGGAAAUUUAUGAAAUAUUCCAGGCGGAGUAGUGCUGCAAUGCAACUGCUGUUAUUUUCGAUAUGAUCUAAAUAAUUUAUUAUUGUGCCAGACUGAUUAAAUCUGCCUAUUGUGUCACAUUAGUUGGAAAUGAGAUGAAAUCAAAUUUGAUAUUGUAGUCAUGAACUGUUCAUUGAGUCUGAUAGUCAUACUACACCUUUGGUACAGGGCAAAGACACAAACUGUACGUGUACAAUCUCUGGAAAAAAAAUCUUAUUCUUCCUAGCUUUGGCCAGAAUUUCUUUGCUGAGGAUAACAGCUAACAGAAAUAAUGGCCAUCGAAAAAGAUAAGGAAUUUAAAACAAUCAGUAUUAUGAAAAAAUAAAUAAAUAAAUUGCAUUAUAAGCCUACUAAAAACUUUAAGAGUAGGGCCCUGUCAUUUUUUUUUCAUUGGAAUAGUUUUAAUGAUGGCUUUAAGAAAGACUAUGGACAGUCCACUCAAAUUAUUUUAGAAUAGCCCAAAUAUUCUCAUUUCACAAAAUACCGGCCACAUCUUUGCAUGUACAACCAUUUAAAAUAGGUAAUAAGCCCGUGAGAUUUAUAACCUGGGUGGUUUUACAGGUUUUUCAAACUUUAGAAUCAAAGAUAAAUAAAUAAAAAUUUGAUUAGCAAAUAUGGAUUUUUGCCAAAAAUAUCUGGUAUGCCCUCUGUAAGCUUUAGACAUGCUCUAGUAUUCAUCAACAUCCUCUUGUGUAUCAUUUGUAUAUAUGUUAUGUUUCAGAAUAGAUGGCUCUGUUUAUAUUUUUUUUGUUUGCUAAUUUAUUUUAUUGUUUUUUGUCAAUAGACUUAAGACAAAGGUAAAUAUAUUGUAUGCAUGUAAGUGCUAUAGAGAUCAGUACUAUAAUAACCCAUAUUGCUAGUUAAAUUAUGAUUCAGUUAUAGACAUUUUGCUUGUACAUGUUCUUAACCCUUGUGAAAAAUUCCACAAUUUAAUAUUAACAUAUGUGAAGAUGACGCCCAAGAGAACCGUUUUGUGUAAAAUGGGGUGGCAGUUUAGUAAGGACUUGUUACUAAAUGGUAGAAGUUAAUAAUUAUUGUUACUCGGUUGUAAAUUCAGAAAAACUGACAUUAUCUUCAAAUUAUGGCACAUAUACAUGUAGAGUACUGUUGCAUUGAAUGUACCAUGAUUAUGGUCUUUUGUUUCCUGAUGUAAAAAAAAUCUUUCAAACAUUCCUGGAACUGCAGUGCAUCUAGAAUUACAAAUUAAUAUAAUCAUUUAUGAAAUCUUGAAAUUUGAACUCAUUUUUCUUGAAAGCUGCUAAAUUAUUUUGAGAUGUAUGAUAACAAAGAAAGAGCUCAAAAAUAUUCCUGUAUCUGCACUUUUGACUGGGCUGUUGCCAAGCCUAUCUUCUGUGGCCCAAUAUAUUUCUUAUAUUCGCCUUCCUUGAAGAAGGUAAUAAUGACGCUGGAAAGAUUUUACAUCUACGACAGGUGAAAGUUGGCUUUGAACACAUCCAGAUUUAUGCUGAUUAUGUGAUAUUGAUUGUAGCCUCUAAAUUCACAUGAGUCAAGAUGGUGUUUUCACAGCUGUUUAUCUGCGAAAUAUAAGAUAUAACCAAACAGUGAUUAGGUACGACUUCAUACGACAUGCACAGAAAUAUGUCUCUGCAGGGAGUUCAUGAAGGGUGGAUGUGUUGACUCCUGAAAUGUGGUACAUACCGUCGCUGUAUGUUCUUGUUUGUAGCAUUUGCGUCAUUGUUGGAUGUCUCAGUUGUUUGCACAAUGCUGUGCCAGGUGUAUCCAAAGGGGGUGCCUACUAUAUCUCCUGUCUAGUUCAAACUGCACACCUGAUACCACUGACAUAGGUUAUUAUGAUAUUGUAUAAAGUGGAUAUAUUUAUUGGGGAAAUCAGAAAUACAUGUCUUGAGCAUUUACUGAUACCUGUGACUAACACCGUGUUAUAUUCAUCCCAGCUGAUAUGAGGGCUGUGAAGUUCGAAUAUCAAGAGAGGUGUUUUCGACUAAUUAAACGUGAUAGCU
This is a messenger RNA of Liolophura sinensis, 6961 nucleotides long. RefSeq names its product protein TRC8 homolog. Gene Ontology annotation, biological process: proteasome-mediated ubiquitin-dependent protein catabolic process; ERAD pathway. The transcript has 2 exons. The coding region runs from base 448 to 2751 and encodes 767 amino acids. NCBI's taxonomy places the organism in Eukaryota, Metazoa, Mollusca, Polyplacophora, Chitonida, Chitonidae. Gene Ontology annotation, molecular function: ubiquitin protein ligase activity. The record is from RefSeq and is a predicted model, not a curated record. Gene Ontology annotation, cellular component: endomembrane system; Derlin-1 retrotranslocation complex.